AUGGUUAAACGCAAGCCGCAGGCCAUGAUCGACUCGGAAAGCAGCAGUGAUUCGGAAUCCGGAUCUGAUCUGGACUCGGAGCUCCUUUCACUCGCCAAAAAGAAGAAAACAACCCGCCUGGCGUCAGCAUCACCGAACCAUGCGAGUCACAACCAAUCUGGAUCCGGGUCCGGGUCGGGAUCCGGCUCUGGAUCCGGAUCCGACUCCGAUGAUGACGACGACGACGAGGAUGAGGACGAAGAGUCCGGCUCGGAGGCGAUGGCAAAGCGUAAACGGAAGGGUGGCAAACCGACGUCCUCCUCCGAAUCAGAAGGUGAAGGAGGGAAUGAAGAUCGAAAGCGCAACAACAUUUCGACACCGGGUGGGCCUGGUAACAACAACAGCACGGCCAUGGCACCCGGUAUCGCCACUGCAACUGGAGGCGUGAAACGGAAGCAACCGAUCGACGAAGAGGAGGACAAAUCCGAACCGGAAGAGGGACAAGUUUCGUCCGAUUCCGAGGGAGGAAAGAAGAACGCGUCCGGUGCCGGUGGGGCGGUUUCAAGCGAGGACGAUGAUUCGAGUGACGACUCCAGCGACGACAGCAGUAGCAGCAGCAGCAGCGAUUCGGAAUUCAACGAUGGGUACGAUGAAAAUCUCAUGGGAGAUGACGAAGACAGGGCCCGGUUAAAUGCCCUCUCUGAGAAGGAGCGCGAGACGGAGAUCUUCAAGCGUAUCGAACGGCGUGACGUUAUGAAAACGCGCUGGGAAAUCGAACGGAAGUUGAAACUUGCCAAGCGAGCAGAGCGCGCACGUGACAAACAAGCGCAGCCGGAGAAAAAGAAGAAGAAGAAGGAAAAGAAAAAGGCCCAGAAGAAAGCAGCGGCAGCGGCGGCCGCCGCAGCCGCAGCUAACGCGGAACGGGAGAGGAAGAAGGUCGCGGCGGCAGCGGCAGCACAAACUGCAGCGGUAAAUGCGGCUGCUGCAGCAGCGACCGCAGCCUCGGCAUCCGCCAAAGCCAUGGGACCCUCGGUAGGAGUUUCCAGCGCGUCCGAGUACUUCGACCCAAAGGAACGCUCGAAGGAACGCAAAAAGACCGUCGAAAUGAACCGCACGGACGACAAGCGUAGCAAUGCGAUGGCCAUGCUGAAGGCGAAGCGCGAGGGUAAAGCGAAACGCGAAGAAGAGGAAGCGAAACGUGAGGCUCAACGGAAACAGGACGCCAGUCAGCAGGAAGACAAAGAGGAACUGGAUGACGUUCCGGGUGGGAAGUCACAGAUGAAGCUGAAAGCCUCCGACAUCUACUCGGAUGAUUCCGGGAGUUCGGAUGACGACGAUGAUGACGAUCGAGACAAAAAGGCUAGCGAUCGAAGGUCACGCGACAGUCGAUCGUCAAGUGAUUCCGAGGGCGAGGAUAAGGAGAAAAACAGUCGGAAGCCGGUCGCGAUCAGCACGAACGCGGAGCUGAAUAAGCUGCGAAUCUCGCGCCACAAGCUGGAGCGCUUCAUUAAUCUGCCCAUCUUUGAGUCGACCGUGCUGAACUGUUUCGUGCGGAUAAACAUUGGCAACAACCAGGGGAAACCGGUGUACCGGGUGGCGGAGAUUGUCGGUGUGGUUGAGACGGCGAAAAUCUAUCAGUUCGGGCGUAGCCGCACGAACAAGGGAUUUAAGCUGAAGCACGGCAGUCAAGAGCGCGUUUUCCGGUUGGAGUUUGUGUCGAAUCAGGACUUUUCGGACACCGAGUACCAGAAGUGGCUGACGGUGUGUGAAGUCACCGGGACCGCGCUACCGACGGUUGAUAUGAUCGAGCGAAAGCAGCGGGACAUUAAGGAGGCGUCACAGUACGAGUUUAAGGACGCCGACAUCGACCGGUUGGUGGAGGAGAAGAACCGGUUCCGUGCGCACCCGACCAACUACGCCAUGAAGAAAACGAUCCUGAUGAAGGAACGCGAUGCCGCUCAACUGCGAGGGGAGGAUGAUCUCGCGCGGGAUCUCACGACGCAGAUUCAAGAUAUCGAAGAACGGGCGAGCACACUGGACAAGAAGCGCAGCAGCAGCAUCAGCCUGAUCUCGUACAUCAACGAUCGAAACCGGAAGCGCAACGUUGAGGACGCCGAAAAGGCGAUCAUGGAGGAGAAGCGAGCGUCGCGAGGGCUCAAGAUCGAGGAUCCGUUCACACGUCGCCAAACACAACCCCGGAUGUCCUUCAAAAAGGACCAAAAUCGUGACGACACGCCCCUGCUACCGAUGCAGGCUCCACCGCCUCCGGGACAGGCCGGGAAGAAGAAGCUGGAGGAAAAGAAGUCAAACCAGGGUGGUGGCCAGGCGGACAACAACCUGUACUCGUUGCAUGACUUCGACAUCGACCUGGAGGUUCCACUACCAAGUGACGUAAAUGUGCUCCCGAAGCCGGUGGAAAAACCCGUGAGGGAGUCCGGUCCGAAACGGUCGCUCAAUCUGGAGGAUUACAAAAAGAAGCGUGGGUUGAUUUAGUUCCGCGGCACGACACCGGUUCUGGCGAUGUGCCCCGUGGCCUUCGCUACGCCACUUCGCGUACAGCUUUUACGGCCGCCAAUGCUGGCGUGGUUUUCUCAAAUUGUAUAUU
Messenger RNA from Anopheles nili, 2584 nucleotides. RefSeq names its product RNA polymerase-associated protein Rtf1 (gene Rtf1). The coding region runs from base 1 to 2472 and encodes 823 amino acids. Gene Ontology annotation, molecular function: RNA polymerase II C-terminal domain phosphoserine binding; DNA binding. Gene Ontology annotation, cellular component: Cdc73/Paf1 complex. The record is from RefSeq and is a predicted model, not a curated record. The transcript has 7 exons. Lineage: Eukaryota; Metazoa; Arthropoda; Insecta; Diptera; Culicidae.